This is a messenger RNA of Prosopis cineraria, 793 nucleotides long. RefSeq lists its product as uncharacterized. The transcript has 4 exons. Lineage: Eukaryota; Viridiplantae; Streptophyta; Magnoliopsida; Fabales; Fabaceae. The record is from RefSeq and is a predicted model, not a curated record. Bases 1 to 573 code for a protein of 190 amino acids.
AUGUUUGGUGCUGUUGUUGAUAUAUUUUCAGCGGGGAUAGCUCUUAGCGACUUUUUGUCACGGUUAAAAACAUUCAAUGCCAUUCUCCUAAAUGAGUUUGUUGCCGAUGGUGGAGAACUGGGCGGUCGGGGUGGAGGAGUUUCAAACCUCUUUCUGACCAAUAGAGGGAGAAAGCGUUCGAAAUUUCCUUUCAUUUCUUCAUCAAUAUGCUUCUGCGUAUCUUGCCGUCGAUUAUCAUGCUGUCGCCGUUGCUGCCUGAUAUUCUCUUCUCCGUUAUCAUUAUUGCUUGUUGUGGGGGUCGAAUCACUGAAUCCUUCUCCCCUGUCGUCCACUUCUGCUUCUUCCUUCUUUUAUGCUGGUGCGAGCGUGUUUCUCUUUCUCCUCAGCUCUGCAGUUGCACGCACGUGGGCUAUGAAGGCUGUGGCUAAUCGGUGUGAGAGCCAGAAAACUUUGGUGCCCAAGGUCUUCGAGUCUUCGGUCAUCCUCUUCCUUCUUGAGAUAGCUCGUUAUUGCUGUAAGUGUGUUUUUCUGCUGUUAUUAUGCCUGAGGUUAUACAUAUUUUGUGCCCUGUAGCUGCCGUACAGUUGGAAAGAGGAGGAGAUUUAAGUUUGAGCUGGAAAUCAUCUUAAAGCCUGGUAAUAAUAUACAUAUGGGAUUGACCUUGUUUAAAUUGGUUAAUAGUGAAGAAUUAGUUAGGAUUAUGUUAAAAGAGAUGAGAUGUGGGACUUGAGAAAUAAUGACUAUAAGAUGAUUGUUGAAGUGCUUGGUAGAAGAAAUUGAACUUGAUUUUUGA